Fusarium musae is the source of this 474-nucleotide messenger RNA. RefSeq lists its product as uncharacterized. NCBI's taxonomy places the organism in Eukaryota, Fungi, Ascomycota, Sordariomycetes, Hypocreales, Nectriaceae. The transcript has a single exon. Bases 1 to 474 code for a protein of 157 amino acids. The record is from RefSeq and is a predicted model, not a curated record.
AUGGCUCUGAUUCAGCCUCAUCAGGUUCGACGUCUACAGAUGCUUGGCACUCUUUCUCUGCUCGCGAUUGUUGUCGGCGGCUCACUCCUCAUUUUUGUUGGUGCAAAUGCGCUCUCGGGUCGCAAAGAGAAAGAAGAACUCGGUAGGGCAAGGCCAUCAGGCCAGACACGUUUCAGUGUUGGACAUGAAUGGAGCAUCCAGACCUGGAUAGCCAUCGUUGGUGUUGCAUUUGCCCUAUUAUCUUAUGGCUUUACAGAGGCAUAUGUUCAUCUAUUCGAUACAUGGGCUAGUCGACAAGCUCAACUCAGCAAUGGCCUCGACUAUGCUCGGUAUCUCAACUCUCAAUCACGAGCACCAGUCGUCUAUGGCUUCAGAGGAUUUCCCUCCUUUAUCACUCUGCGAUACUUUCUGCUGAUUAUGAGCAUAAUUGCAUCUGUGGGCUACAAGUUUGCUAUUGUGAGCCCGGACGCUUGA